This is a messenger RNA of Striga hermonthica, 1620 nucleotides long. NCBI's taxonomy places the organism in Eukaryota, Viridiplantae, Streptophyta, Magnoliopsida, Lamiales, Orobanchaceae. The record is from the annotation of a GenBank genome assembly.
AUGGGUGCUUUUUUAUCUCUCAGGUACUUACUAGCAUCCCUCUUGCUCAAUGUUUGCUUGAAUGCUGUUAAUGCAGACCCAAAUCUGGCCUUUUAUUUCGAGGGUUUUGGUAAAGAUUCAAACUUUGAGUCACAGCUUGCUCUGUUCGGGGAUGCUAAGGUUGUUCUGGGCAAUAUGUCUGUUGAAAUUGCUGGUACGAGGUCUUUUCAUGGUGGGGGGCUCAUAUGUAAGAAGCCCAUGAAUCUUUUGAGCUCAAGAAAUAUGGUGUCUUUUUCAAACUACUUUGUGUUCUCAAUGUCUGGGCAAAAUGGGGAUGGUUUGGCCUUUUUCAUGCUCCCUUCUGAUUUUCCUCACAAUUCUUCUGAUUUUGGCUCAAUGGGGAUAUUGGGGGAGAAAAAAUCGAAAUUUCUUGCUGUCGAAUUCGAUACUUUUAUGGAUGUCAAGUAUGGUGAUGUCAAUGGUAAUCAUGUUGGGUUAGAUAUUGGUUCCCCUGUAUCUGUUAAGGCUAGCAAUGUUUCCUCUGUUAAUUUAGUGCUUAAUAGUGGUGAAAAGUUGCAAUCUUGGAUUGAUUAUGAAGCAAGUGGUAAAAGAAUUGAGGUGAGGUUGAGUAGAUUGGGUCAAAUUAAGCCGGUUGCCCCUUUGCUUUCGUACCCGAUUGAUUUGUCCAAAAUGUGGAGAGGCAAGGAUGUUACCGUUGGAUUAAGCUCGUCGAGUGGUAACUCUUCUCAAUAUAGUAUAAUUUACUCGUGGAGCUUUAAAUCAAGAAUCAUGCGACACUGGAUGCAUUCCGAGCCUUUGGAUCCGGAAGGUUUUGCAAAGAAAGGAGAAAGUUUGAAAAUUUCGAAGAGAUCAGAUAAGUGUGCUUUGAAAAUACUUGCUGCAUUGGUUUUUGGGUCCGGAUGUGGUGCGAUUGGGGCAUUUCUCGUGUUGUAUUUGUGGGCUGUGUUCGGAAAUAGGCGCCCUGUGGUGCCGGAGGAAUUUUCUGUGCAGACUAAAGAAUCGGGAUAUGAUAAGAUUGACAAAAAGGGCUUAAUUUUAGGGAAAAUCAGCGUCGAAACCCCAAACUACCAAGUCAUCGCCGACGCCGGCGACUACGAGAUCCGAAAAUACCCGCCGGCGGUGGUCGCCGAGGUGACAUACGACCCCGCCCAAUUCAACUCCGACAAGGACGGCGGCUUCUCCAUCCUCGCCCGCUACAUCGGCGCCUUCGGCCGGCCGCAGAACGCGAAGCCGGAGAAGAUCGAGAUGACAGCUCCGGUCAUCACCAGGCCGGCGCCGCCGGAGAAGAUCGCUAUGACCGCGCCGGUGGUCACCUCGAGCGGCGGGGAGCUGGUGACGAUGGGGUUCAUCCUGCCGUCGAAGUACGCGAGGGCGGAGGACGCGCCGCGGCCGCUGGAUGAGAGGGUGGCGUUGAGGGAGGAGGGGGAGAGGAAGUACGGCGUGGUGAGGUUUAGUGGGGUGGCGCGUGAGGAGGUCGUGGCGGAGAAGGUUACAAAGCUGAGGGAGUGUUUGGAGAGGGACGGGUAUAAGGCGGCGGCGGAUUUCGUGCUGGCGAGGUAUAAUCCGCCGUGGACUCUGCCGCCGUUGAGGACGAAUGAGGUUAUGAUUCCGGUGGACUGA